AUGGUACGGUGGCUAUUAUGGCCACUGUUUGUGCUUCAGUUGGUCAUUUGCCAACAAUUGCAGCAACGAAUAGUGGAAGCACCAAAAGACACACUAGCCGCAGUUGGAGAAACUGCCAUUCUGACAUGUCGAGUCGAACAUCAACAAGGACCAGUUCAGUGGAUGAAAGAUGACUUUGGAUUGGGUACCGAUAGAGACAAACCGCUGCCGGGUAAUAAGAGAUAUCGGAUGGUGGGAAGUGCGGCAAAUGGAGAGUAUAAUUUGGAGAUCUCGAAUGUCACACUUUUUGACGAUGACGACUUUGCUUGUCAAAUUUCGGAAUCCGACCACGCCAAGGCAGUUGUCUCAAGUAAAGCAAAGCUCACUGUCCUAGUCCGACCGACACCUCCGAAAAUUGUCAAGAGUCAUCACUCUCUGAAAGCCAUCGCUGGAGAUCCCAUCACACAAUCAUGUCUAUCCAGGAAAGGAAAACCUCCACCAACCAUCGGAUGGGCCAUCGCGUCAGAUGAGCAUGGAAAACAUAUUAUUGCAUGGCUCGGAGAGUCAAGGUCAAAAUUUGGAGGAAUUCAUGGUAAAAAUAACGGGCAACUGAAAAGGAAAAUGAAGAUUCUUUCAGCAAAACCAGAAAUCUCUCAAGAAACCGUGAUUGCUCAUGUAAACGAGACAACUCAAGUUGAGGGAGGAGAACACAAGUCUCGUGAGGACUCCAACAUCUACAGUAUCAUGAGCAAUUUGAGUUUCAUCCCUCGACCCGAAGACGAUCACAAAUAUCUCGUAUGUAUCAGUCAACAUAUGACAUUCCCCAACAAGAUCGAAGUGGAUUCUGUCAAACUGGCACUACGCUACGCGCCUCAAAUCAAUCUUACUAUUGCAUCGAAAAUUCCGUUGAGAGAGAAUGGAUCGGCGCUACUCGCAUGUAAUAUCAAUGCCAAACCAUUAGAUAACGUCAAAAUCAACUGGUACAAGGGCAACCAAAAGUUGCGAGAAACUGGAGACACUCUCACCUUUGAAACGUUGAAAAUGGAAGAUCAUAAUAGAGAUAUCUAUUGCGAGGCUACAAAUGAGAUUGGUACUACUCGUGGCUCAAUUAAGCUUAAUGUUGCUUUCGGCGCACGUAUCAUGUCAACAUCACAGGAUAAGGAAGUGAACGAGGGCGACAACGCAUUCUUCCAUUGCGCAACACUGGCUAAUCCGGCGCCAGCAAUUUACUGGACGCGAGGAGAUAGUGAUGAGAUUAUUGGGCACGGAGAGAAUUUAACACUGGAGAACGUGAGGACGUGGCAACAAGGAAACUACAAUUGUACGGCUACUGUAGAUGGUUUCAGAAAACAAGUCCUUUCUCAUUACCUGCAUAUCAGAGGGCCACCAGCGGUUUCUAUGAGAGAUGAGGUGUCAGCUUCACUCGAUGAAGCAACCGAGAUUAUAUGUGAGAUUAGUGGAAGACCCAAGACUAAUAAUGUCAGAUGGACAUUAAAUGGAAAGGAGAUUAACUUUAACAAUGGGAGGAUUACGGUUCACCAGUACCCGAAACCAUAUGGCAAGGAAAGUAUUCUAAAAAUCAAAGAUCUUAAAGAAGAAGAUUUUGGUGUGUACAACUGUUCUGCAAAUAACGGACUGGGAUUCGACAAUCGAGGAGCGCUGCUCAAAAAACGAAACUUGUUUGAUUGGAUUGUGAUUACAGCCAAGUACGACCGCAUGGUGGCCCUUGCAAUUCUCAGCGCUGGAAUUCUGUUGGCUUCCUUGCUCUGCUGCCUUGCAUGUGCAGAAAUUGCAGAUCGAAGAAAUCAAAAUUCAUUGGUUAGUUCAGAUGACCAAUCUGACGUCACUGUGAAGUGCGAGGCUUUGGAUGGACAAUAUUUCCCGGAAAUGUACAGUAGCAGUCCAGUGGAUAAUGUUCAUUUGUCAACCAAGGAUUACAUCUCCAUCCCACAAAACAAUCCGGAUUUGGACUUCCUCGCAGCAAAUGGCUCUUUCGGCCCGCCCGGAGGACUUUAUCCGAAAUGUGUCAACAACUCGGCAAAUGAAUACAUCUACAACCGGUAUGAACACUCAUAUGGAUCGUUUGGAAGUGGACUAUCAACGCCUGGAGGAAUUUCAGAUAUGUACGGUGUAGCCAUGGGGGACAAAUUGCCGGUGAUGGAGACGUUGCAAGAGGUGGAGACUCCCAAGACGUCUAACUACAAUUUUCUGUCAUCGCCGGACGUGGUCCGACCCAUCAGCCGAACAUCGACACACGUGUAG
Molecule: messenger RNA, 2241 nt
Organism: Caenorhabditis briggsae
Lineage: Eukaryota; Metazoa; Nematoda; Chromadorea; Rhabditida; Rhabditidae
Gene: Cbr-syg-1
Product: Protein CBR-SYG-1
Exons: 15
Coding region: 1-2241 (746 amino acids)
Biological process (GO): cell-cell adhesion
Cellular component (GO): cell-cell junction
Molecular function (GO): cell adhesion molecule binding
Source: RefSeq, a predicted model, not a curated record